AUGGUGUUAGCGUGCAGCGAUACUGUGGAAGAAUAUAUUCAGUUCAGCGGCGAAGCGGUUCGUCUUGCGUAUUGGAUAGGGUAUCGCGCUGCAGAGCUGAGCCACCGUAUUUCUGGAGAGCAUUGGAAAAUCCAGCCCUGGGCUUUAUUAGUAUCUGGAAAGAGUAAAGAGGUGAUAGAGAGUUACGUGCGGGAAUUCAAUAGUGUGAUUCCUGAAUUAUCUCAGAUCGAGCUGGCGUCGAGAUUCAGCAAAGCUUCUUACAGCCUUGUCGGCCCAAGCCAUGCAUUGGAGGCAUUCCGAUCCCAAUAUAUUUCUACACUAUCCACCUUGGACGCGGUGCACGUUUAUGCCUUGUACCAUGGAGGAAAUAAAGGGAUCAAUGCAUUGAAUAAUGUACUCGAAGAUGUGAAGCGCAGAGAUAUUUUAUUUCCAUCGUCGACCACUAUGAAGAGACCGAUCUGGUCCUGUCACGACGCAUCUUUGGUGGAUGCGGCAAUUCUUUCAACCUCCUCUCCACUGGAAUAUACCCUUCGCCUUAUCCUGGUUGACACCGCUGACCUUUACAGCACCUGUCUCUCCGUUACCAAUACGACCUCCUUUUCGGAUAAGGACUGCGAUAUAGUUACCGUAGGACCGGGGGCAAAUGCUUUGCUUGCAUCAGCUUUCCGGGAUAUUUCUUGGCCGGGAAGAGCAAGUUGGGUAGAUAUCCCGGGGGCUCUUCGCGACGCUAAUGCAUCUCAGACAGAUGAGUUUGCUAUCGUCGGGAUGUCUGUUAAUUUUCCUCUAGGUGCUGGUAAAGACGCGUUCUGGAAAGUGAUAGAAGAUGGUUUAAAUGCAGCGCAAGAAAUACCAGGCACCAGAUUCCAAGUAAACGACUAUAAAGCCGAAAGCCCUAGUAGUCUACCACCUCGUGAGAUACAGGCAACCGAUGGAAACUUUCUUAGUGACCCAUUUCAAUUUGACCAUGAGUACUUCGGCAUCUCACCGCGAGAGGCCAGAUCAAUGGACCCACAGCAGAAACUACUUCUCCAGGGCGCAGCCCACGCCAUGGAUGAUGCGGGAUAUGUACCAAAUGGGGCUCCUUCUUUCAACCCUGAAACCAUAGGGUGUUACAUAGGAGCUGCCACUGAUGAUUAUGUGCAAAACCUCGCCCGGCACAUUGAUGUAUAUUAUUCGACAGGGACCCUGCGCGCUUUCCUGAGCGGGAAGAUAUCGUACGCAUAUGGCUGGUCCGGACCAUCCAUUGUUAUUGAUACGGCAUGCUCGUCUUCUCUUGUCUCUGUGGUGAUGGCCUGUCGGGCUCUGGCCCAAGGGGAUUGCACUACCGCAUUGGCUGGUGGUGUGAACGUCAUCACAAGCCCAGAUAUGUAUCUGGGUCUUUCGCGAGCUCAUUUCUUAAGCCUGACAGGGCAGUGCAAGCCUUUUGAUAUCUCCGCGGAUGGAUAUUGCCGUGCUGAAGGGUGCGGCCUUUUCGUGAUCAAGAGGCUUUCGGUCGCAAUCCAUGAAGAUGAUCGGAUUUACGGUGUUAUUAAGGCAGCGGAGAUAAACCAGAGCGGAAACGCGUCGUCCAUCACCCACCCUCAUGGUGCUACUCAACAGAAGCUUUUCCAGAGACUCCUUUCUCGGGGGAAGAUUGAUGCAAAGUCAAUAAAUGCCGGGGAUGCAAUUGAGACCUCUAGCAUUGAAUCAAUAUUUGGUGGUUCUGCUAGUCCAGUCUACCUAACUUCAGUCAAGGGCAACAUUGGACACGCGGAGGCAGCAUCCGGAUCUGCGGGUUUAGCAAAGCUCUUAAUGAUGCUCAAGUGCUCGAAAAUUCCACCGCAAGUAGGAUUUAAUACUCUGAACCCAAAGCUGCAGGCUUUGGUUGCUCGCAAUAUCCAGAUUCCUACUGCCACUAGCGAGUGGGAUCGCAUUACACCUAACCUUCCGCGGCGUGCCUUGUUGAAUAAUUUUGGUGCAGCUGGUUCAAACGCUGCUCUCGUCGUUGAGGAAUGCCGCUUAACCUCACACCGAAAGGACAAGAAAUACACCCGAAGAGCUGCCUAUAAUCUCAUUUUAUCCGCAAAGAAUGCCCAUGCUCUCCUAGAUCUUAUCGAUCGGUAUUGCAAUUUUCUUUGGAAGAAGGACAUCGCUGUUCAAGACAUUUGCUACACGACAACUGCUCGGCGGCAAAAGCAUCGAUAUGUUCUUUCGCUUACUGGCGGGACCAUAGAAGAGAUUGUAGACCAGCUUCAACGACAAAGACCACUUAAAAGUCCUUUCGUCGACUACCAAAAAAAGCACCCAAUUAUUUUUGUCAUCUCGGGGCAAGGUAGCUAUUAUUCAGGAAUGGGACAACAACUCAUGCUUACAGCACCGGUCUUUAAGGCCGAGAUUGAGAAGUGCGACCUCGUACUCCAGCAAAAUGGCUUUGCCGACAUCAUACCAAGUAAAGUACUGGAUGGCUCUUUCAGCCCAUCCUAUGCCAAGGAUUGGUUCCUACGGUCACAGGUCGCAUGUUUUGUACUGGAAUAUGCCCUUGCAUGUCUGUGGAUAUCAUGGAGCAUUCAACCAGACAUUGUUAUUGGCCAUAGCCUUGGAGAAUAUGCGGCUAUGGUUGUUAGUGGAGCGCUGCCCCUCCAAGAUGCUUUACUGCUCGUUGUGCAACGCGCAAAACUGAUGGCAUCGAUGUGUCAGGUUGGGGAGUCUACUAUGCUUGUGUGCAAUACUUCGGCCUCAUCCGUCGAGCAGACCAUUGCAGACUCGGAUUUGUCUCAACUCACAGUUGCCUGCGACAAUAGUGUAACGGAUUCUGUUGUUUCUGGGCCGGUCAAUCAGGUGGACCAAUUGGCCAAGCUCAUCAAAGAGAAAGGAAUCCGGUGUAAGAAACUGGAUGUCCCUCUCGGCUUUCAUUCAUCUGCUUUGGAUGUGAUGCUGCCAGAAUUAGAGGCCAAAUGUGAAGGUCUCUAUUUCUCUACCCCAAGGAUUCCUUUGGGGUCUUGCUUCUAUGGGCGAAUUGUCCAAGAAGGCGAUCUUAACCCCAGCUACCCUGUCCUACAGACAAGGGGAACAGUACGUUUCACAGAGCUUAUCCAUUCCCUCUUUAAGCAAGGUGAAGUCCAAAAAGGCACAUUUAUCGAAGUUGGUCCUAGUCCGACUACAUUGCCCAUGGUCCAAACCGGUUUCCCCUCGCAAGAUGCAAUGUUCUUGCCAUCCCUUAUAAAGGGCCAAGAUCCCUGGACCAGCAUAAGCCAUUCCUUGCAACAAAUGAGUUUACGAUAUGAUUACAUUCAGUGGCGUGGUGUUUUCGAUGGCACAGAUGCCCAAAUUGUGGAUCUUCCAGAUUACCCAUUUCAGACGGAUUCUUUGUAUGUGCCAUUCAACGAGCCUGGCUUCGAGAAAAGUAUAUCUAUAAUUCCUAGAGCCUCAAGGCGGUAUAAUUUCCAUUUAUUGCAAGAUGUGGUGAGUUCCGAUUCGAGAAAAGGCUUGUUAACGUUCAGCACGAGCCUAGAGUCUCUUUCUAAGUAUAUUGAAGGCCAUUCUGUAGGUGGCUUUCCGCUAUGUCCGGCCUCAGUGUACCAUGAAAUGGUUCUGGAAGCAAUGCAUUAUGAGGCCGGAGCACCUGAUCAAGUGGCGCUGGUCAGUGACAUCUCUUUUGGACGUCCCUUAUUAUACUCGCCCGAGAUGAGGUCUUCGACUGUGCAUUUGAUGAUAGACAAAACGUCGGUCGCUAUGUUGGAAAGGAAUGGGGGCGGAUUCACCUUUUUGUCAGGUGCAGUAUCCGGUUCUAAUUCUGAGAUGGUCGUGUGCUCUGGCCGAACAGCCUGGAAGCCCUACUCGGACACAAAAGCAUAUCUUAGGCGGAAGGCAGCCUACGCCCAAAGGAAGAUGAAGCCUUUGCACCGAAACAAGAGUCAGAUAAAUAUCCUGCGUCGCAAUGUUAUUUACAGCACUAUCUUUCCUCGGGUAGUCGCCUACUCAAAGCCGUAUCAGUCGAUUAAGGAGCUGAGGGUCGCCGAGACUAAUCUCGAUGGUUGCGGUACAUUUGAGGUGCCAGCAAGUGCUCUCAACAGAGGUAUUGCGUCUCCGAUUUUUAUUGACACCAUGCUGCAUGCAACUGGCUUCAUCGCCAACAGCCAGGCCAAACCGACUGAUGCCUUCAUUUGCAGUAAGGUCGAGUCCACCGUUGUGCUAUAUGCAGGCAUCAACUCACAGGACACUUUUCUCAUUUACUGCAGCCUGCUAGAUUGCGGCGAUAGGGAACGUAUUGGGGAGGCUUUGGCAAUGACGCUCGAUGGAACGGUUGUUGCUAGCAUUGAGGGCAUUCACUUCAAGCGCCUAAAUCUCAGGUCGUUCACCACUUACCUGUCUCGCCAGGUCGGUCGGAGGACUAGUGGCGAUGCUCCGCGUCCAGUUGUACUUCAGCCUCCGCCAACGACGAAGCCUGAACCUAUUUCGGUGCCUAAUGUAUUAGAUCCAAGGAGUUCGGUGGUUAGCCUGAUCUCCAAUCUAUGUGAACAGCCGGAGGAGGCAAUUACCCCUGACAAGCGAUUGGCGGACUUGGGGAUUGACUCGCUCCUGCGAAUUGAGCUCUCGCAUUUGCUGAAACGUCAGUUUCAUGAUCUGAAUACGGACAUAUUGAUAGACUCGGAAACAGUUCAGGAGAUCCAAAGAUACAUUGCCAACACUUGUGGUAGGCCACCCGGAGUGUCAUUCGCCAACGAAGAAUCCAAGAAGAGCAACUCCGACGAUAGCGACGGUAUUUCUACAAUUAUCGCGUCAGGCACGCUCACUUCUGAUACAGAGCUGGUCACCACUCCAAACGACAUGAUUGAUUUCCUCAUGCAGUUGGUAGCUGAGACUUUUGGAUUCAGCCUUUCCGACAUCCGCUCCGACAUGACACUUGAGUCCCUCGGAAUGGAUUCUUUAAUGUUCAUUGAAUUCCAAGAAGUAAUGCGAAAGGUGUCCGGCAAGGCGCUGACGCAGGACAUAUUGACUCCAGCUCUGACAAUCAAUGAGCUUGCGGAGGAACUAGCCGCAGAUAUCAGUUCACCCAGCAACGACGACUCAGGACGUCUGAUUGAGAGGGCCACCAAUAGGGCAUUUUCGCCCCAGCCAGGAGAGGAGUAUUUCCUUGUACAUCUGCAGCAAGGAUUAGACACGCUGCCGCCGUUGAUCCUGUUCCAUGAUGGCAGCGGACUGAUCGAAAAGUACAAGCGUCUGGCCAAGGUAGGGUGCAACGUGUUCGGUGUUCGCAACCCUGACUGGACGUCUCAGCCACACUGGGCAAGAGACCUGAAAGAUAUGGCACGUCGGUAUGCUGCUGCUAUUCCAUCGAUUGUCAAAGCAAAGCACGUAGUUCUCGGCGGUUGGUCUUUUGGUGGUGUACUGGCCCAUGAAGUUGCACAGCAACUAGACAAGAUGGAGUAUAAUACAUUGGCUGUUAUCCUCAUCGACUCCCCAUGCCCUUUCAACCAUCACCCUCUUCCUUCCCAGGUUGUUGACUACAUUCUGGGUCCAGAAAGUCUGCCUCACUCUAUUUUGAGCAUCAUGUCUUCUCAAUUCCAAAGCCACACGCAGUUCCUUGCAGGUUACCGGAUGCAAGGUCCCGUUCCACCAGCAAGGAUGUAUGCAAUGUUGCACAGUGAACAGGUUCUUGACACCACUCGUCUAUGCGGUAUUGCAUACCCGUGGCUUGAAAGUCGACAGGAACGGCUUUUAGCGCUUCAACAAUGGGAGGACUUGCUCGGGCGCUCGCUGGUAGUGUAUGGUAUUCCUGGGAAUCACUUUGAGCCAUUCAACGAUGAAUAUGUAAAACAUUCUUCAACUUAUACAAUAUACAUUGAAUGCUAA
Molecule: messenger RNA, 5832 nt
Organism: Aspergillus alliaceus
Lineage: Eukaryota; Fungi; Ascomycota; Eurotiomycetes; Eurotiales; Aspergillaceae
Product: beta-ketoacyl synthase
Exons: 7
Coding region: 1-5832 (1943 amino acids)
Biological process (GO): secondary metabolite biosynthetic process; fatty acid biosynthetic process
Molecular function (GO): 3-oxoacyl-[acyl-carrier-protein] synthase activity; phosphopantetheine binding; fatty acid synthase activity
Source: RefSeq, a predicted model, not a curated record